CACCACACAGAAGCCCCGAGCCCAUCGCUGCUGCCCCCAUCAGCGUUACCGCUGGAUGUAUUAAACAACGCGGUCGCCGGGUUUAGCACCGUGGAAGAACUUAUCCGGUACCUCGAACCAGAUCGGUGGCAGCUGGAUUUGGAAGAUUUGUACAGGCCGACAUGGCAACUCCUUGGAAAGGCCUAUAUUCAUGGGAGGAAGUCAAGAGUGGUGGAUCUCAACCUCCUGAAGGAGGAGGUGCGGCUCUACAGCUGCACCCCUCGCAACUUCUCAGUGUCGCUGCGGGAGGAGCUGAAGCGGACAGACACCAUCUUCUGGCCACUGUGUCUCCUGGUGAAACGCUGCGGUGGAAACUGUGCCUGCUGUCAUCAGAGCUGCAAUGAGUGCCAAUGCGUACCAACAAAAGUCACCAAAAAAUACCACGAGGUUCUUCAGCUGAAGCCAAGGACCGGCGUCCGGGGAUUGCAUAAAUCACUGACAGAUGUGCCCUUGGAACACCACGAGGAGUGUGACUGUGUGUGCAAAGGGAAUACUGAAGGAUAAACGUGAUAUAAUUGUGCUGUUUUCUUUCAAAGCACAUUCAAUCAAUGGCUGAUUCUAUUAUGGGGCUUGUGCAUUAUCUCCUUCUGUAAUCUCAGUUGUUUGCUUUGGGGAUCUUCCAUCUUCAAGAUUUACAGUGAGCUCUAAAGAGAGGAGAAGCCAAACUGGGAUUACGCGUUGUGUGACAGCUCUGUUUGGAGGCCCAGUGAAAGGAUGGGAGAAAGGCAUCAAUGAGGGAUUUAAAAUGUAUGUAUUGUUUUUGUUCCCCACAAGUUUCUUGACAAUACAUGGAUUCAUAAUUUAGGAGUAAAAAUAAAGUUAGAAGGCUCACGUCAUGGAGACUUGAUCCUGCUGGCUGUGUCGUUCCUACAGCUCCAGUACAUCUGGCCUCUGGUUGAAAACACCUGAAAUCUUUCUUUCUGUGUUCAACUACUCCUAUGUACUCUAAACCGAAGCAUUCUCUGUUGUACAAACUCGGGUUAAAACAGACUGUUGUGGUCCGAGUUAAACUUAAUUUGUCUAA
Messenger RNA from Mesitornis unicolor (brown roatelo), 1063 nucleotides. RefSeq names its product platelet derived growth factor C (gene PDGFC). Gene Ontology annotation, molecular function: platelet-derived growth factor receptor binding; growth factor activity. The annotation marks the transcript as partial. Gene Ontology annotation, biological process: platelet-derived growth factor receptor signaling pathway; positive regulation of cell migration; positive regulation of protein autophosphorylation. Gene Ontology annotation, cellular component: membrane. NCBI's taxonomy places the organism in Eukaryota, Metazoa, Chordata, Aves, Mesitornithiformes, Mesitornithidae. The transcript has 3 exons. The record is from RefSeq and is a predicted model, not a curated record.